This is a messenger RNA of Centrocercus urophasianus (Greater sage-grouse), 681 nucleotides long. RefSeq names its product mal, T cell differentiation protein like (gene MALL). Gene Ontology annotation, cellular component: membrane. Gene Ontology annotation, biological process: myelination. NCBI's taxonomy places the organism in Eukaryota, Metazoa, Chordata, Aves, Galliformes, Phasianidae. The transcript has 4 exons. Gene Ontology annotation, molecular function: structural constituent of myelin sheath. Bases 66 to 527 code for a protein of 153 amino acids. The record is from RefSeq and is a predicted model, not a curated record.
UGGUGCAGCACUGACACACGCGAGCCUAGCGGAGCCCGAGCGGCCACGGCGUCAGCUGGGGAGCGAUGGCAUCGGCAUCUCCCACUGCAGCCACCUUGCAGUCCACCCUGCCCUCCGGACUGGUCGUCUUUAAAACCAUUCCCUACGCCUUCAUCCUGCCGGAGAUAAUCUGCGGGGCCUGGGUUUGGAUCCUCGUUGCUGCUACCUCAGUCUCCUUCCCACUGCUGCAGGGAUGGGUUAUGUACGUGUCCCUCACAUCCUUCCUCAUCUCCCUGUUGCUCCUCAUAAGUUACCUCUUCGGCUUUCACAAAAACAGCAACAACUGGAAAGUGCUGGAUAGUUUGUACCACGGUGCCACAGCCAUUCUGUACAUGAGCGCUGCUGUCUUGCAAGCCAAUGCGACAAUCAACUCUGAGUUCAGCUUCAGCUCACCACGCUACUACCAGCUCAACUGUGCGGCAUCGUUCUUCGCCUUCAUCACGACCUUCCUGUAUAUCCUUCAUGCCUUCAGCAACUACUACCAGUGAGCCUGGUGGAGGUGGCACCAGCUUCCCAUCUUCAGGAUGAGGGCGUUCCUAGAGCAAAGGCAACAGUGGGCUUCCAGAGGUGUCCUGGCACCUCCACCGACCCCGGCGAGACGCGGUUGUUCUUUCAGUUCAUUGAAAGAGGGUUUUUUGUACA